This is a messenger RNA of Paramecium primaurelia, 430 nucleotides long. NCBI's taxonomy places the organism in Eukaryota, Ciliophora, Oligohymenophorea, Peniculida, Parameciidae. The record is from the annotation of a GenBank genome assembly.
AUUUAAUUAUGGGAGAGAUAAGAGAAUAAUUAAAUAAUCUAUCAUAAAGGGAUAUUGCUGAAAGAUUAUAAUUUCUUACAGAUCAUUAAAGAUCAGACUUUAAAAAAAUGAUGGGGAAAGUGUUAUUAUUCCAAUUCCAAUAAGAUGAAUAUGAUAAAAAACAAUGGAACAAACUUUAAUAUUAAAUAUUGUUAUCAGUACCAUUGGUUUUAAGUGCAAGAUUAGUUAGUGAAUAUCUUAAUGCUAAUGUUGAAUUUUCAAAGCUCAAACCAACAUUAUGGAUCAAAUUCUUAAGAGCCAUGGCUUAUAAAAAAGGCAUAGGAUUGGGUACAGCUCUUUUAGUCAUUCCAAUUCAUAAAACUAUUGAAUAUAGUCGUAAAUUAGGCUACAAACAUUAUAUUCUUUCUUAAAUUAAAGAAGAAUGACAGUU